GGAGAUUACUUUUACAUCGAAAAAGGAGGAGGAAGAAGAGGAGGAACCUGGAUAUCUGGGCCCGGUUUCCCAAACGCAUCUUAAGGCAUCCAAUGGUUCUAACGAUGAAUUUAGCCAUAAGAUGGUUUUUAGAAACCGUUCCCUGAUUAACACUGGAGAGAGACGUGACAAUCGUGGAUCCUCUGGGGAGCCUCAACAACCUCAUGACGCUGAGGAGACAGAGAAGAGUCUCUCCAGAUCAGAACACCUCAAUAAACACCCACAGAGACCCACAGGGAAGAGAACUCACUGCUGCUCUGACUGUGGGAAGAGAUUCACAUCAUCAGGCAUUAAAAUUCAUCAGAGAACACACACAGGAGAGAAACCUUAUAGCUGUGAUCAAUGUGGGAAGAGAUUUUACUCAUCUGGAGAUCUGACAGUACACCAGAGAACACACACAGGAGAGAAACCUUAUAGCUGUGAUCAAUGCGGGAAGAGUUUUACUUCAUCUGGCAGUCUGACUCUACACCAGAGAACACACACAGGAGAGAAACCUUAUAGCUGUGAUCAAUGUGGGAAGAGUUUUACUUCAUCUGGCAGUCUGACAGUACACCAGAGAACACACACAGGAGAGAAACCUUAUAGCUGUGAUCAAUGUGGGAAGAGUUUUGUUCAAACUUGCCAUCUGACUCUACACCAGAGAACACACACAGGAGAGAAACCUUAUAGCUGUGAUCAAUGUGGGAAGAGAUUUACUUCAUCUGGAGAUCUGACAGUGCACAAGAGAAUACACACAGGAGAGAAACCUUAUAGCUGUGAUCAAUGUGGGAAGAGUUUUACCACAUCUAGCUCUCUGACUAUACACCAGAGAACACACACAGGAGAGAAACCUUAUAGCUGUGAUCAAUGCGGGAAGAGUUUUACUUCAUCUGGCAGUCUGACUCUACACCAGAGAACACACACAGGAGAGAAACCUUAUAGCUGUGAUCAAUGUGGGAAGAGUUUUACUCAAUCUGGAGAUCUGACAGUGCACAAGAGAAUACACACAGGAGAGAAACCUUAUAGCUGUGAUCAAUGUGGGAAGAGAUUUGCUACAUCUGGCAACCUGACUCUACACCAGAGAACACACACAGGAGAGAAACCUUAUAGCUGUGAUCAAUGUGGGAAGAGUUUUACUUCAUCUGGCAGUCUGACUCUACACCAGAGAACACACACAGGAGAGAAACCUUAUAGCUGUGAUCAAUGUGGGAAGAGUUUUGUUCAAACUUGCCAUCUGACUCUACACCAGAGAACACACACAGGAGAGAAACCUUAUAGCUGUGAUCAAUGUGGGAAGAGUUUUACUUCAUCUGGCAGUCUGACUCUACACCAGAGAACACACACAGGAGAGAAACCUUAUAGCUGUGAUCAAUGUGGGAAGAGUUUUACUUCAUCUGGCAGUCUGACUCUACACCAGAGAACACACACAGGAGAGAAACCUUAUAGCUGUGAUCAAUGUGGGAAGAGAUUUGCUACAUCUAGCCACCUGACUCUACACCAGAGAACACACACAGGAGAGAAACCUUAUAGCUGUGAUCAAUGCGGGAGGAGUUUCAGUCGAUCUGGAGAACUGACAGUGCACAAGAGAACACACACAGGAGAGAAACCUUAUAGCUGUGAUCAAUGCGGGAAGAGUUUUACUCAUCUGGCAGUCUGACUCUACACCAGAGAACACACACAGGAGAGAAACCUUAUAGCUGUGAUCAAUGUGGGAAGAGAUUUGCUACAUCUAGCCACCUGACUCUA
Messenger RNA from Oncorhynchus nerka (sockeye salmon), 1764 nucleotides. RefSeq names its product zinc finger protein 420-like. The record is from RefSeq and is a predicted model, not a curated record. Gene Ontology annotation, molecular function: DNA-binding transcription factor activity; RNA polymerase II cis-regulatory region sequence-specific DNA binding. The transcript is spliced from 2 exons. NCBI's taxonomy places the organism in Eukaryota, Metazoa, Chordata, Actinopteri, Salmoniformes, Salmonidae. The coding region runs from base 122 to 1675 and encodes 517 amino acids. Gene Ontology annotation, biological process: regulation of transcription by RNA polymerase II.